This is a messenger RNA of Lolium perenne, 2265 nucleotides long. The record is from RefSeq and is a predicted model, not a curated record. Lineage: Eukaryota; Viridiplantae; Streptophyta; Magnoliopsida; Poales; Poaceae.
AUGACCAACAAUCUUCACAGUCCAUGCAACAAUUCAUCUAUGCUUGAUGAUGACGAAAAUGAUUGGCUACAUAGAAAUGGUACUUACAUGCGAGAUUUGAGAUCAAUCGAAGAACUGCACAAUGUGUCUACAUCUUCCGGCUUUCAUGGUGAGGAGAGCUACCUAUCGAAGAGUGCUUAUGAUGAAAGGAAACAUCAGCGUGAUUCUUCAGAAGAGACACGACAGCGGAACAGGGAACGGUACUCAUUAAUGCCAAGUGGACAGAGGGACUCACGAUUGCACAAGAACCGGGGAACAAACAGUGACGAAGACUCUGACCUUGCAGGAAUUUUUGAGCCUACUGAACAAGGUGUUGUUUUCGAAGAUAAUUUGGACACUAAACAAGAGGAAGAAGCAAUGCAUGAGAAUGAUGAUGAUGAUGAAUGCAGGAUUUUUAAUGGUCUAGGCGACGUGUUCGAUUCAUACCGAGUCACAAGUGAUGUUCCUCCGAGAAAACAGAAUGAUGAUCCUUAUGACUAUGUGUACCACAAUCUACCUACCAAGCAUCAUGUUUUGAAGGAUGUAAAAGACUGCGAGCAUUGUGGAGCAAUGAAGCUCCAAUAUGAGGGUCCCGCUUUCUGUUGCAGAAAAGGGAAGGUCAAGAUAGCUAUCCCGGAAGUUCCUCGCGAGUUGCGCCGGUUGUUUACAAGUCAGGUUGAUGAUGAUGCAAAAUAUUUCAGAAAACACAUACGAUAUUUCAACACACACUUCUCCUUCACAAGCCUGGGCGUCACACUUGAUAAGACAGUCAGAAAUGCCGCAAGAACCGGUGUCUACACAUUUGUUGCGCACGGGGCAUUGUAUUAUAAGAUGGACGAUCUGGUGCCUGGUGGUCAAGGACCUAGACAUCUCCAGCUCUACUUCUAUGAUACUGAUGAAAGCUUAGAACAUAGAGUGAAGCGGUCUCCAGAUCUUGACAUCAAUAUCAUACGGAAGAUCCUUAACAUACUAGAAGACAACCCGUAUGUGCAGACCUUUAAGAGCAUUGGAUCUGUUCCCAACCUAGAAGAAUAUAGGAUAUCCCUUAACACGGAUAUAAGACUGGACCAACGAAGGUACAACAAACCCACAGCUUCCCAAGUGGCCGCAAUGUGGGUUGAAGGGAGUGACCUGCAAAACACUUUUGAUAGGCAAGUUGUGGUGUAUGGAAAAGGAGACCGUCCUAUAUUUAUUAGAGCUUACUAUGGUUGCUAUGAUCCUUUGGCGUAUCCAUUAUUCUUCCCGAGAGGGGAGACGGGAUGGAACCGUUGGAUCCCAUAUGAGAAACCACCUUCCGUCGCUCAACAGACCAAAGAGGGUGACACCGAGCGUGAAGACUUACAAUGUCCAGAUCAGAGUUCAAAUGUAGAUGCAGAGCAAAACACUGAUGAGAUCGCAGAGGAUCAGGAUGAUGAUGAAAAUGGAUCGUCUAGAAAAAUUGUUAGCGCAAGGGAGUACUACUGCUUCAAGCUACAAGUCAGGAAAAAACUUUUUAACAUUAUAUUGUUUGGUGGACGCGGGUUUCAGCAAUGGGCUGUCGACAUGUACAUCAAGAUGGAGACUAUGAGACUUGAUUUCUUCUCCAAGCCUAAGAAUCAGAAGCUAAUUCGUGCUGAUCUUUACCAGGGGGUUGUUGAUGUCAUUCAUGCUGGCGAGACGAGUGGUUCCCAGGUUGGCAAGAGAAUCGUGCUACCACCGACUUUUCCAGGAGGAGAUCGAGACAUGCAACGAAGAUUUUUAGAUGCGAUGGCGAUAGUCCAGCGGUUUGGGAAGCCGGAUUACUUCAUCACGAUGACUUGUAAUCCACACUGGGAGGAGAUUACAUCCAGACUUGAACCCGGGCAGACACCACAAAACCGUCCAGACCUUGUGGCUAGAGUAUACAGGGCCAAAUUACGAAGUAUGAAGGAUCUCUUGAUCAAGAAAAAGUACUUUGGUGAGGUUGCUGCAUAUGUCCAUGUUACCGAGUUUCAAAAGAGGGGGCUGCCACAUGAGCACAUGCUUUUGAUCAUGCGAUCAGAUAGCAAGCUAACAAAUCCAGACGGAUACGACAAGGUGAUAUCUGCAGAAAUUCCUGACAAGGAUAAGUACCAUGUUUUGCAUGCUCUGGUGGUCAAACAUAUGCUCCACGGACCAUGUGGUGCUCUCAAGAAAAAUUCUCCUUGCAUGAUAGAUGGUGAAUGUCGAUUUCGCUAUCCUCGGCAGUUUUGUGAUGCUACGCAGCAAGGAAAGGAAUCAUAUCUGUAG